AGCCUCCUCCCGACAACCCGCAGCAGCCCGCGGGCUCGGCCGAGGCUCCCGCUCGGAUUCCCGGAGCCCCCAGUGGCCUGCAGAGGAGACGAGACUGACAGGGCGGGCGGCCAAUGAGAACGCCGCUCUCCCUGGCGGGGCGGGACCAGACGGCGGAGGGGGCGGGCCCGGGCUGGCGCGCAAAGCCGAGGCUCAGCGGCUCCGCGGAGAGAGCGCGUCGCGGGGAGUCGGCGCCUGGGAGACGCGGGAAGGCGCCGCCGCCGCCGCCGCUGGCCAAGGUCCUGGACGCCGCAGGCCCGCCGGCCGCCCCGCCAGGUCAGGCCUCCUCUGCUGCAGCCGCCGCUGCCUCGCUUCCAGCUGGGUCCCCAUGGAAGAGAUGGAAGAAGAGUUAAAAUGCCCUGUGUGCGGCUCCUUCUACCGGGAGCCCAUCAUCCUGCCCUGCUCCCACAACCUAUGUCAGGCGUGCGCCCGCAACAUCCUGGUGCAGACCCCGGAGUCCGAGUCCCCCCAGAGCCGUCGGGCCUCGGGCUCUGGGGUCUCUGACUAUGACUAUCUGGAUCUGGACAAGAUGAGCCUGUACAGCGAGGCGGACAGCGGCUACGGCUCCUACGGAGGUUUCGCCAGCGCCCCCACCACCCCGUGCCAGAAGUCGCCCAACGGCGUCCGCGUUUUCCCCCCUGCUAUGCCGCCACCGCCCACCCACCUGUCACCGGCCCUGGCCCCGGUGCCCCGCAACUCAUGCAUCACCUGCCCCCAGUGCCACCGCAGCCUCAUCCUGGACGACCGGGGCCUCCGCGGCUUCCCCAAGAACCGCGUCCUGGAAGGGGUCAUCGACCGCUACCAACAGAGCAAAGCCGCGGCCCUCAAGUGCCAGCUCUGCGAGAAGGCGCCCAAGGAAGCCACGGUCAUGUGCGAACAGUGCGACGUCUUCUACUGCGACCCCUGCCGCCUGCGCUGCCACCCUCCGCGGGGGCCCCUGGCCAAACACCGCCUGGUGCCCCCGGCCCAGGGCCGCGUGAGCCGGCGGCUGAGCCCGCGCAAGGUCUCCACCUGCACGGACCACGAGCUGGAGAACCACAGCAUGUACUGCGUGCAGUGCAAGAUGCCCGUGUGCUACCAGUGCCUGGAGGAGGGCAAACACUCCAGCCACGAGGUCAAGGCCUUGGGGGCCAUGUGGAAACUGCACAAGAGCCAGCUCUCCCAGGCACUGAACGGAUUAUCAGACAGGGCCAAAGAAGCCAAGGAGUUCCUGGUGCAACUCCGAAGCAUGGUGCAACAGAUCCAGGAAAACAGUGUGGAGUUUGAGGCCUGCCUGGUGGCCCAGUGCGAUGCUCUCAUUGAUGCCCUGAACCGCAGGAAGGCUCAGCUGCUGGCCCGGGUCAACAAGGAGCAUGAGCACAAGCUGAAGGUGGUUCGGGACCAGAUCUCUCACUGCACAGUGAAACUGCGCCAGACCACGGGCCUCAUGGAGUACUGCUUGGAAGUGAUUAAGGAGAACGACCCCAGCGGCUUUCUGCAGAUUUCAGAUGCCCUCAUAAGGCGGGUUCACUUAACUGAGGACCAGUGGGGCAAAGGCACACUCACUCCCAGAAUGACCACGGACUUUGACCUGAGCCUGGACAACAGCCCUCUGCUCCAGUCCAUUCACCAGCUGGACUUUGUGCAAGUGAAAGGUGUGUCCUUGUGUCCUGAGCGGGUGCUGCUGCUUGAAGCACUGUGGGUGACCCUGUGA
Messenger RNA from Psammomys obesus (fat sand rat), 1732 nucleotides. It is a transcript of the gene Trim9, whose product is annotated as tripartite motif containing 9. Bases 368 to 1732 code for a protein of 454 amino acids. Lineage: Eukaryota; Metazoa; Chordata; Mammalia; Rodentia; Muridae. The transcript has 5 exons. The record is from RefSeq and is a predicted model, not a curated record. Gene Ontology annotation, molecular function: zinc ion binding.